This is a messenger RNA of Prionailurus viverrinus (fishing cat), 4908 nucleotides long. It is a transcript of the gene MUC16, whose product is annotated as mucin 16, cell surface associated. The coding region runs from base 83 to 4891 and encodes 1602 amino acids. The record is from RefSeq and is a predicted model, not a curated record. NCBI's taxonomy places the organism in Eukaryota, Metazoa, Chordata, Mammalia, Carnivora, Felidae. The transcript has 50 exons.
UUGAUGCCUUUUACUGUCAACUUCACCAUCACCAGCCUGCGCUACACCGAGGACAUGGGGAACUCGGGCUCUGAGAUAUUCAAUGCCACUGAGAGACACCUGCAGCACCUGGACUCUGUUCGAAAACAGCAGUGUUGGUUCCCUCUAUGAUGGCUGCAGGCUGACCUUGUUCAGGGCUGAGAAGGAUGGGACAAGCACCAGGAUAGAUGCAGUCUGUACCUACCGCCCAGAUCCCACUGGCUUCAGGCUGGACAGAGAGCGGCUCUACCAGGAGCUAAGCCAGCAGACCCAUGGCAUCACUCAGCUGGGCCCCUACACCCUGGACAGGAACAGUCUCUGUGUCAAUGGUUAUAACCAUCAGUACUGGACCCCCACCACCAGCACUCUGGUGACCUCCACAUUUUCUCCAGGACCGUCGAUAUCUCUGCACCCCACCCCCAGCUCUACAGCUGCAGUUGUGGGCCCAGCCCUGGUGCCAUUCACCCUCAACUUCACCAUCACCAACCUGCUCUGCACCCCAGACAUGAGGCACCCAGGCUCCAUGAAGUUCAACUCCACUGAGAGGGCCCUGAAUCGCCUGCUUGGUCCCUUGUUCAAGAACACCAGUAUUGGCCCAUGGUACUCUGGCUGCAGACUGACCUUGCUCAGGACUGAGAAGGGUGGAACAGCAACAGGAGUGGACGUGAUCUGCACUUAUCAUCCUGACCCCAUGGGCCCUGGGCUGAACAGAGAAGAAUUGUACCAGGAGCUGAGUCAGCUGACCCGCGGUGUCACCUGGCUGGGCACCUACACCCUGGACAGAGACAGUCUCUAUGUCAAUGGUUAUAACCACCGGUACUGGAACCCUACCACCAGCACUCCAGUGACUUCUACAUUCUCUCCAGAAUCUUCCACAUCUCAGCCACCCAUCCUCAGCUCUACAGGUGUGAGCCUGUCUCUGGUGCCCUUCACCCUCAACUUCACCAUCACCAACCUGCGCUACACAGAGGGCAUGGGGCCCCCAGGAUCUGGGCUAUUCAACUCUGUAGAGAGGAUCUUGAAUCGUCUGCUCAAACCCUUGUUCCAGAACAGCAGCAUUGGGCCCCUCUAUUAUGGCUGCAGAUUGACUUUGCUCAGGCCUGAGAAAAAGGGAACAGCCACUGGAGUUGAUGCUGUCUGUACUCACCAUCCUGACCCCAUGGGUCCUAAGCUAGACAGAGAGAAGCUGUACUGGGAGCUGAGCCAUCAGACCCAUGGUGUCACCCAGCUGGGCUCCUUCACCCUGGACAAGAACAGCCUCUAUGUUAAUGGUUACACCCACUGGACCUCAGCCCCCACACCCAGUGCUCCUGUGACCCCUGUGCACUUCCCAGGGACCUCGAUGGUGCCAGCCCACUUCUCCAGCUCCACAGCUGCUGGUCCUGCCCCAGUGCCCUUCACCCUGAACUUUACCAUCAUCAACCUGCACUACACGAAGGACAUGCGGCCGAGCUCGGCAAAGUUUAACUCCACAGAGUCAGCUCUACAACGCCUGCUCAAGCCCUUGUUUGCCAACAGCAGCAUUGGUCCGCUCUACAUUGGCUGCAGAGUGACCACACUAAGGCCUGAAAGGGGUGGAACAGCCACUGGAGUUGACGCUGUCUGCACCUACCGACCUGGCCCUUCGGGUCUCCAGCUGGACAGGGAGCGCCUCUACUGGGAACUGAGCCGCCAGACCCAUGGUGUCACCCAGCUCGGUUCCUACAUCCUGGACAGGGACCGUCUCUAUGUCAACGGUUACACCAGAUCACCACUGACCCCCAUCCCCAGUGUUCCUGUGAUUUCUACACCCUCAGGAACCUCAGUAGCUCCAAUCUCCUUCUCCAGCUCUACAGUCUCCGGCCCUGACCUGGUUCCAUUCACCCUCAACUUCACCAUCACCAACCUGCGCUACACAGAGAGCAUGCAGUUUAUGGGUUCAGCCAAGUUCAACGAAAUAGAGAAGGUCUUGCAGAGCCUGCUCAGACCCUUACUCAAGAACACCAGUGUCGGCCCCCUCUACUCUGGCUGCAGACUGACCUCGCUCAGGCCCGAGAAGGCUGGAGCAGCCACCAGGGUGAACACAAUCUGCUCCUACCGCCCCGACCCUGCGGGCCGCGGGCUGGAUAGAGAGAAGCUGUACUGGGAGCUGAGCCGGCUGACCCGUGGUAUCACCUGGCUGGGCCCCUACACCCUGGAGCAGGACAGUCUCUGUGUCAGUGGUUACAGCCACCAGACACCAGUAACCGCCCCCAGUGCCACGGGACAUCCCCUUGUGCCUUUCACCCUGAACUUCACUAUCACCAAUCUACCCUACGCUGAGGACAUGCAGCCUCCUGGAUCCUUGAAAUUUAACACCACGGAGAGGUCCCUGCAGCGCCAGCUCGGACCCUUGUUCCAGAACACCAGUGUGGGCCCCCUGUACUCAGGCUGCAGACUGACCUUGCUCAGGCCCGAGAAGGAUGGGGCAGCCACUGGAGUGGAUGCCGUCUGCACCCACCGCCCUGACCCCACGGGCCCUGGGCUGGACAGAGAGAGGUUGUACCAGGAGCUGAGCCAGCUGACCCGUGGUGUCACCAGGCUGGGUCCCUACACCCUGGAUCCCAACAGUCUCUACAUCAAUGGUUUCACCCACCAGACGCGAGCCACCACCCCCAGCAGUCACACGCAACCGGCUUCAGCCACCACCCCCAACACCACUGGCCCCGCUCUGGUGUCUUUCACCCUGAACUUCACCAUCACCAACCUGCACUACACUGAGGACAUGGGGCACCCCAGUUCCUUGAAGUUCAACUCCACCAAAAGGAUCCUCCAGCACCAGCUCAAGCUCCUGCUCAGUAAGACCAGUGUUGGCCCCCUCUACGCUGGCUGCAGACUUGCCUCGCUCAGGCUUGAGAAGGGUGGUGCAGCCACUGGAGUGGACAUUGUCUGCACCAUCCACUCUGACCCUGCGGGCCCCAGGCUGGACAGAGAGCGGCUAUACUGGGAGCUGAGCCGUGAGACCCAUGGCAUCACCCGGCUGGGGCCCUUCACGCUGGACAGGGACAGCCUCUGUGUCAACGGUUACACCUAUGGAGCCACAGCCCCAACUACCACUGCUGGGGAGGCCCGUGAGGAGCUGUUCACACUGAACUUCACCAUCGACAAUCUGCGCUACUCAGCGGACAUGGGCCGCCCCGGCUCCCUCAAGUUCAACAUCACAGAUACCCUCAUGCAGCACCUGCUGGGCCCAUUGUUCCAGAAGAGCAGUCUGGGUACCCGAUAUACAGGCUGCAAGGUCACCUCACUAAGGUCCGUGAAGAAUGGUGCCAAGACGAGGGUGAACAUCCUCUGCACCUACCGGCAGCACCCCAGUAGCCCGGGUCUACUUGCCAAACAGGUGUUCCAUGAACUGAGCAGGCAGACCCGUGGCAUCACCCGGCUGGGCCCCUAUUCACUGGACAAGGACAGCCUCUACCUCAAUGGUUAUAACGAGCGUGGUCCAGAUGAGCCUCCCACAACUCCUGAGGCAGCCACCACAUUCCUGCCUAGUUCAUCAUCACCUGUGCAACCAGAAGCCACCACAGCUAUGGGACACAACUUGAAGACCUUCACACUGAACUUGACCAUCUCCAACCUCCAGUAUUCAACAGACAUGAGCCACAGCUCAGCUACAUUCAACUCCACCAAGAGGACCCUGCAGCACCUGCUUGGAUCCUUGUUCCAGAAGAGCAGCCUGGGCCCCUUCUAUUCAGGUUGCAGAUUAAUCUCCUUCAGGCCUGAGAAGGAUGGGGUAGCCACUCAUGUUAACGCCAUCUGCACCUAUCACCAUGACCCCAUGGGCUACAGGCUGGACCGAGAACAGCUUUACUGGGAGCUAAGCCAGCUGACCCAUGGUGUCACCCAGAUGGGCAUCUAUACCCUGGUCAGGGACAGCCUCUUCGUCAAUGGCUACGCUCCCCAGAAUUUAUCUAUUCAGAAUGAGUAUCAGCUGAAUUUCCGAAUCCUCAACUGGAACCUCAGCAACUCAGACCCUGCAUCCUUGGAGUACACAACCCUGCUGAGAGACAUCCAGGACAAGGUCACCAAACUCUACAGAGGCAGCCAGCUACAAGACAUUUUCCGCUCCUGCCUGGUCACCAACUUGACGUUGGACUCCAUGUUGGUCACCAUCAAGGCUCUGUUCUCUUCUAAUGUGGACCCCAGUAUGGUGAAGCAAGUCUUUCUAGACAAGACUCUGAAUGUCUCAUCCCACUGGCUUGGUGCCACCUAUCAGCUGGCAGAUUUGCAUGUGACAGAAGUGGAGUCAACAGCUCAUCUACCAACAGACAGACCAACAAGCAUUCCCACCUCUCAGCACUUCCAGCUGAAUUUCACUGUCACCAACCUACUCUAUUCCCAAGACUUAUCCCAGCCCAACACCACCAAACACCAGCGGAACAAGAGAAGUAUCGAGAAUGCGCUCAACCAGCUCUUCCAAAACAGCAGCAUGAAGAGUUAUUUCUCUGACUGUCAAGUUUUAGCAUUCAGGUCUGUCCCCGACAGCAACCACACUGGGGUGGACUCCAUCUGUAACUUUUCACCAUUGGCUCGGAGACUGGACAGAAUUGCCAUCUAUGAGGAGUUCUUGAGGCUAACUCAAAAUGGUACCCAGCUGCAGAAUUUUACCCUGGACAGAAACAGUGUCCUUGUGGAUGGGUAUUCUCCCAACAGAAAUGAUGUCUUGACUGAGAAUUCAGAACUCCCCUUCUGGGCCAUCAUCCUCAUUUGCUUGGCGGGACUCCUGGUACUCAUCACAUGCCUGAUCUGCUGUUUCCUGAUCACCAUCCGCCUGCGGAAGAAGGAGGGAGACUACGAGGUUCAGCAACACAGCCUGGGCUAUUACCUGCCACACCUAGACCUGAAGUUGCAGUGAGCUCUGCCUGCGGCUCC